Corticium candelabrum is the source of this 2684-nucleotide messenger RNA. Its product is annotated as echinoderm microtubule-associated protein-like 1. The transcript has 18 exons. Bases 43 to 1881 code for a protein of 612 amino acids. Gene Ontology annotation, cellular component: mitotic spindle. Gene Ontology annotation, molecular function: microtubule binding. The record is from RefSeq and is a predicted model, not a curated record. Lineage: Eukaryota; Metazoa; Porifera; Homoscleromorpha; Homosclerophorida; Plakinidae. Gene Ontology annotation, biological process: microtubule cytoskeleton organization.
GGGAAACUCGCUAUUGUGGAAGGAAGAUGAAUUCUGUUCAGGAUGAGUCCUGAUUCUUGCUCAAGGACAGAAGAUAGAGGUGGUAGUGGUAAACGACUUUUCACAGUAGCAAGUGUGAAGACACCCAGCUCAAGAGCAUGUGGAGAUGAAGGACAAUCAACAGGCAAACAACCUACAAGUCAAACAGUUAUGGGAGCAGAAAGCACAGGAAACACUAUAUCUUGGGCAGAGAAGUCAGGCACUCCUUACUUGACUAGUAAGGGGAAACGUAAUGGAGGAGCACAUUCCAGAAGGUCAGGCCCUGUUCACAGUCAGCCAAGGACUGUCAGUACUGGUGACAAUACUGUUCGGCUGUACUUGCGUGGUCGGUCUGUUGUUUUGUAUGCUCCCACUGGUAUUGACAUCUCUGAAGCAGACCAGGCAAUGCUGGCACCACAACAGAAAUUACAACUGGAAUGGGUGUAUGGAUAUCGUGGGAAAGACUGUCGUUCUAACAUUUUCGUGUUGCCGUCUGGCGAAUUACUCUACUUUAUUGCUGCUGUGGCUAUUAUGUAUAAUCCAGAAUCAGGAACACAGAGACACUUUACAGAACACAACGAUGACAUUAAAUGUAUGGCUGUUCAUCCAAACAAGAAAAUUGUGGCUACUGGACAAGUUGCUAGCCAUGACAAAGAUAUGGGCAAGCCUCACAUUCUUAUAUGGGAUGUUGAAACAUUGGAAACAAUGGCUGUGAUUGGAGUGGGAGACUUUGAACGAGCCAUCAGUUGUCUCAUAUUUUCAGCACAGGAUGGAGAAAUGCUAAUUGCCAUUGAUGAAAGCAAUGAGCACAUGAUGAGUGUGUGGGAUUGGAAGAAGAAAAGAAAACUGCAAGAAACAAGAACUACCAAUGAUUCUGUUCUUGGAGUUGCUGUUCCACAGUCACAUGGUCAACUGUCCGUUGUCUCGUAUGGCAAGCAGCAUGUUUGCUUCUGGACCUGGGUAAAUGAUGGCAAACUGCAGAAAAAGAUGGGACUAUUUGGAAAACAUGAUAAGCCAAAGUUUAUUACGGUAGCUGUUUUCUCAGACAAUGGAGACGUGAUCACUGGCGACUCAAAUGGCACUAUCUAUGUGUGGGACUGCAAUGAACACAGAAUUAGACGUGCCAUCAAAGAUGCACACGCAGGAGCAGUACUUGCAUUGACUGUUGCACAAAAUGGUUUGAUGAUUUCUGGUGGGAAGGACAGAAAGAUUAUUGAAUGGGAUGAAGCGUUUACAAAAACUGGAAGAAAUGUCGAGGUUCCUGAAAUUGCUGGAGGAGUGAGGGCUAUUGUGGUCUUAGUGUCGGGUCAACUGAUUCUGGGGACAACUGGCAACAUGCUUGUAAAAGGAACCUUUGAAGCAGGCUUGCAUGAACAGAUGAAGGGGCAUUGUGAUGAGUUGUGGGGACUUGCUGUGAGUCCAAUCAACAAUCAUUUUGUGACAGCUGGAAAUGAUCGACUUGUGUGUGUGUGGGAUGCUAUGACACACUCAACUUUAUGGUCAACUACACUGUCGGAUGCAGCUGUUUGUGCUACGUUUCAUUCGACUGGUUCUGUUGUGUGUAUUGGCUUGCAAACUGGAAGAUGGCUGGUUUUUGAUGCUGUAACUGGAACAUACGUAUCUUCUGGAACUGAUGGUAGUAAAGAAAUUUCUGCUGUCAAAUACUCACCAGAUGGCAGCAAGCUGUGUGUAGCCUCACAUGACAAUGGCAUCUACAUCUACUCUGUUGAUGACAAUGGCAGAGCUUAUGAUAAAAUGGGGCGAUGUUCGGGACAUUCCAGUUUUGUUACUCACGUUGACUGGUCUUGUGAUAGUCGGAAUAUACAGAGCGUGUCCGGAGACUAUGAACUGUUGUAUUCAUAAUAGAAACAGUUUAUUUAUACGGCAAGGAUACUAAUCUAAUCAAGGGAAUGGACUGACAGUCCGACAGGCAGCCAUGCACAGACGGGCAGACGCAUAACAGACGGAACAACGAGAAGUAGUGUGCUAAUGAUGACAGGGUUACGAAAUUGUAAGUUUGCUUGCUUUAUGUGCUGCAUGUAUUUACUGAUUUAAGUUUGAAUUUAGUAUGCUAUCCUGCAUUGACGUGUUAUAGUUAUACUUCCACAACAAACGUUACAGAUAAGAACAAACUAGACUAGCAGACAUAAAGUGAGUUUAAAUGAGAUCAAAAAGGAGAGAAGCAAAACAAUCAAAUGGCGUUGCAAGGUGGAUGCGUUGUUGUGAUGUUAAUCUUCAUCGAUCCAGACAUACAAAAACUGCAAGACAGGUGGAAAUUAUCUAGGACGGGCAGGCAGGCAGUUCAGGAUUGUAAUGGUCAUGUUGUAGUAGUAUUACUGUGUAUGUUUCUCUUUUAAGUUUGCUCUUGAUGUAAAUGUUUGAUUUAAUGGAAAUUACAUGUAUUGAGACAGACAGACAGGCAGACUCAAGGUAGCCUUUUCGGCACUGGGUUUGGACAUAGCUGAUAGAAAGUGUGAAUCUACAGACCACACACUGCUCCAGAAUGCCCUCGAAAUUCAAUCCCUACAUCAUCAUUUGGAAUCACUAUACUUGGGUCACCUAUAGGAAUGGACUCGUUUGUUUCAGAGGCAUGUGUCAAUUCUGCUGAAGGAGGUAGUCACCUUUGUAACAAACUAGUUUCUUUAAAUGACCUACAGAGUGCUAUG